AGUUUACCAUAUCUGCCUGGCAUAUGGUAUUAGGAUAAUUACGCUGGUAUUUCUUCAGUACAUGGGUUUGUGAAAUUAAAUGAAUGCUCGGGCCCAGCGGGCUUCAUUGCUCCAACUAACAUGUCUGGUCUGUGAGUGACUGUGCGCGUGCGAGAGUUUGCCACCCCCUCCUCAACACACACUCACACACAUAUCUUGCCAUCUGUUGACAUGUGCAGCUGUUCAAAAAUAGCCCCUCUACCAGAAGCUUCCCUAAGUAGCCAACAGAUCAGCAGAGCAGGGUCCCGUCGUAUGUCUGUGCAGGUUGUGACUCUACAAUGACCACUUGUACUCUAAAACCACUGCGAGACUGUUUGCUUUGAUAAUUUAUUUUGUGAAUUUUACCCAUCUUUUCAUCUGGGCUACAUCUUUUUGAUAGUUAGUUUCCUGAUUCAGAGUGGCUGCUUGAAGUGCUGCAAACAAAGCUGGAAAUGGAGCCUGUUUCUGACCAGUUCAUGCAGUUCCACCCCAUCCAUGGUACCAAUGUUCAACUGGACCACUCAGGAACCCAGGCCACUAGAGUAGAGAGCUUUGCCAAUGGAGUUUGUUUUAGCAGAUACCCCCUGAAGCCUGGAGAGAUUUUUCUCAUAGAGAUCGAGGAAAAGGAGCUGGGCUGGUGUGGCCACCUCCGCGUCGGCCUGACCGCCAGGGACCCCAGGAGCUUAGAGGCUGUACCUGAAUACUCCAUUCCAAACUUGACAGAUUUAGGGGACAGCUGGAUAUUUGCCAUCACGCGCAACCAUAACAAGAUCAUAGAGGAUGCUGGGGUCAUAGAGCCCAGACAGGGAGAACUGGCUGGGGGGCGGAGGCUUGGGCGAGGGGAGGAAGAUGUGGCUGGAGAUCAGGGAGAUGAAGGCGCAGUUAAUAACAUGAAACCAAAGGCUUUCUUCACAGACACCCACUUGUACAUUGAGAAUGUUCGAAUCCCCAGAGAUAAGCUGGUUGGUCGGAGCCGGCCGGGACGCUACAGUCACAUUUUGGAUGACUUAUAUAAAACCAACGCCCUGCCUCCCACAGCCAGACGCAGCAGGAUAGGAGUACUGUAUGCGCCUAAAGGGGAAGGCCUGGCUGAUAUGCAUAUAGUUAUCAAUGGAGAGGACAUGGGAGCUUCUGCGAAGGGAAUCUCCACUGUCAGGCCUAUCUAUGCUGUGGUGGACGUAUUUGCUGCUACCAAGUGUGUUCGGAUUGUCCAGGUGGAGUACGGAUUCUCGUCCUUGCAGACACUGUGCAGGAAGGCCAUCCAGAAACACAUUGUCCACCGGAUGGCUAUUGACUGGCUCGAGCUGCCAGAGGCACUCAAACACUAUUGCAAGUAUGAAUGAAGGACACAGGACACCUGACACAUGAAAAUCAUUUCAGAGCUCUCUCCCAUCAAAAAUGUGAUAUUUAUUUUCAUGGCAGACCUCAGUAUUUCAUUUAUAAAAUAAAAUGUUA
Messenger RNA from Archocentrus centrarchus (flier cichlid), 1473 nucleotides. RefSeq names its product neuralized E3 ubiquitin protein ligase 2 (gene neurl2). Lineage: Eukaryota; Metazoa; Chordata; Actinopteri; Cichliformes; Cichlidae. The transcript is spliced from 2 exons. The coding region runs from base 471 to 1361 and encodes 296 amino acids. Gene Ontology annotation, biological process: intracellular signal transduction. The record is from RefSeq and is a predicted model, not a curated record. Gene Ontology annotation, molecular function: ubiquitin protein ligase activity.